Nylanderia fulva is the source of this 963-nucleotide messenger RNA. Lineage: Eukaryota; Metazoa; Arthropoda; Insecta; Hymenoptera; Formicidae. The record is from RefSeq and is a predicted model, not a curated record.
AUGGACGACAUCCUGUCUGGAGCUUCUACCCUCCAGGAAGCCAAGGAAAUCCUUCGACAGCUCGUUCUGGUCUGCAAGGCGGGAGGCUUCUCUCUGAAAAAAUGGUCAGCUAAUCACCCUCAGUUACUGUCUACAUUACCUACCAAAGACUGCCUCCAGCAAGAGGCAAGAUGGUGGUUGCCUGGGGAAAGUCAUGCCACUCUGGGAUUACGGUGGCAACCUUGCGACGACCUCUUCUCCUUUGCCACCAGCCAACCAACGCUGUCCACGAUCACAAAGCGGUCAGUUUUAUCGUUGACAGCGAAGCUAUUUGAUCCGCUCGGUUGGCUGUCUCCCACGACUGUUCUCGCCAAGACUCUAAUCCAGUCUACGUGGUUACUCGGUAUCGACUGGGACACUCCUCUUCCGGACGAUCAUGAGAAGGCCUGGUUACGCUUCCAAGCGGAGCUCCCCCAACUGGAGAGACUGCACGUUCCUCGAUGGCUGGGCGGAGGAUCGACUGACUGCCGCCUGGAAGUUCACGGAUUCGCUGACGCCUCAGUCCGUGCCUACGCUGCUGUGGUGUACCUAAAAACCGAGAAGAACGGGGAGUAUGGAGUUACGCUGAUUGCUGCCAAGACGAAAAUUGCUCCGUUGAAACAAAUUUCCUUACCUCGGCUCGAAUUAUUAGCCGCAACUCUUCUGGUCCGCCUCGUUCAGCAAACGCUGCCUCUCAUCAAGGCUGAAAGGGCGCCUCUUCAUCUCUGGUCAGACUCCAUGGUGGCUCUCGGCUGGAUCCGUGGACAUCCUUCUUCCUGGGUCACAUUCGUUGCCAACCGGGUCAGCGAAAUUCAAACGUCGCUCCCCGACGCCCUUUGGCAUCAUGUCCCUGGACGCGAAAACCCGGCCGACUGCGCCUCUCGAGGCAUCUUCCCUGGAGAGCUUGAGGCGCAUCCACUUUGGUGGCAGGGUCCUCUUGGCUGA